Molecule: messenger RNA, 2073 nt
Organism: Vanderwaltozyma polyspora DSM 70294
Lineage: Eukaryota; Fungi; Ascomycota; Saccharomycetes; Saccharomycetales; Saccharomycetaceae
Exons: 2
Coding region: 1-2073 (690 amino acids)
Cellular component (GO): cytoplasm
Source: RefSeq, a predicted model, not a curated record
AUGAAAGACACUCGAAAUCGUUAUGAUUUAACUAAAACUAUUAAUAGACAUAACACUGUCAUUAGUUUAAGAGAUCUGAAUCUUGAUGGACUUGUCACAGGUGAUAAAAUGACAUUAACCAAUCAAGAUGAUAGUGAUAAGAUGGUCAUUUUGGUCAUUGGAGAGACACCCUCAUUGAAUCUUUUGGCAUGGAGAUUGAGUGUCGAGGAUACGUUUGUCAUCCUUAUCUCAAGCUAUGUUUCUAAGGAUGGAUUUAUUAUCUGGUGCGAUGAAGAAAAUAUUGGUUACAAAUACACACCAGAUAGCUAUUUCGAAUCAAUUAACGAUUUUAUUAGUCAUCAUAGUAUCGAAGAUUCAAACUCUAGGGUGACUAUAGAUAUAUUGAUCGUGUCAGGAAUGUCUCCUCCUUUGCUUCAAAGAAACGUCAGUAAAUUGAAACCGUUUAUCACCAAGAAAACCACAGUGUUAGUAUCAUCAGAUUUCGGUUGUGAAUUAGAACCUGUCGUAAUUAAUAUAUUUGAAGGAACUGUAAAGUUCGUUUACUCUAUAUUAACUGAUAUAAAAUUUAAAAGUUUUGCAAAGGGUAUGAUUACCUUAUUGAAUGUUGGUGCUUAUGAUAUAUAUAUAGGACUUUCUUACCAAAAGAAUAAUUACAAUGAAAAUAAGCUAGUUACAAGAAAUGUUAUUGAAGGACUGACUGAAUUAGAAUUCAUUGAUAAUGAACCUGUCUUUGAAAGCAUGGUUUCAAAGCUGAGAAAAACAGACUGGUUGACAGUUGACAUUAUAUCUGAUUGUCAAUCGAUGGCCAAUAUCGUUUGGGAUACAAUAAUACCAAAAAUUGCAUUAACAGUAUUAUCUUGUGUAUUUAAACAGUAUGAUAUUACAAAUGUGCUACAGAAUCCUUCAAUCGAGGGUAUAUACAAUGAUUUAGUCAAAGAAUUGUCUUUAAUACGCCUAUUCUCAUUAAACAAAUGCAAAACAUCUGGGUCAUCCAGGUUUGCAUCUCCAUCACCAACACCGAUCCCAAAGAGCGAGACUCUAUAUCAGAACUUUAUCGAAAACGAAAUGAAAUACAACCGCAACGACCCCAAUUACACAUGGUUACCAUUUGAAGCAUAUUGUUUCUAUCACAGAAUAGAUUACCCAUCACAGUUGCUUCUACAACAACCACUGGACUUAGCUAGACGUCAUAAUAUUCAGUGUCCAAACCUAAAUUACCUACAUGAGCUAUAUUCGAGAAUAAUUUCCUUUCAGAAAAGUGAUACAAAUAGAAGAAAGCCCGGAUAUCAGAGUCAGUCACCAGCAUCUGCUAUAGAGACAAAUAUUAAUAGAUGCUCAUUAGAUGUCAUUGAAGAAGAGUCCGAAAGCAUACACCAAAUAGAAUUCAUGGAAUUAAAUUCAAAUAGUGCAUCAACAAAUGGGGAGUCUAUGGAUUCCGAUCUAGAGCAACUAAUUAUUGAACACCAUCUCUCAGGAAUUAAUCCAAUACAAUCCAAACGGAAACUCUGGACAAAGGUAAAGAGAAGGAAACCUAUCAUUAAAUAUCCUUCGACAUUAAGAGAUUCAAUUCAUUUCGUUGGAAGUGAAUUAGAAUAUCUUCAAUCACAGCUCAUAAAAGAAACUCCUCCUUCUGUAAAAAAAUAUUCGAAUAAUAAAACUAGAAAUUUUGAAUGUAGUUCUCCACAAGCAAAAACUCCGUAUCAUAACCAUUUUGAAUGCAAACUUCGGGAUAACCUAGACAGCAUUACAAAGGAAUAUAAACAGAUCUUGGAAAGAAUAUACCUAUUGAACGAUGGGAGAAACUUUAUGGACACAAAUGCAACGAAACAACAAUUUGUCACGCUAGAACUCGAUCUUUGGAAGUUAAAGUAUCAAUGCACCUCAUACAGAGAGCAGAUAUUCAAUCCUAUAUCACCACAACUUGAAGAGGAUUAUAUUCUCCCCCAGGUACUCUCUGAUGACCGCUUCCAAAUUAGAGAGUCUCUUAAUUUCACGACCGAUAGGUAUGCAGAUAAUGAUUGUUUGGUGACAUUUUAUGAAAAACUAGACAGUGCUAAACCGCACACCAAAUAA